Sphaeroforma arctica JP610 is the source of this 189-nucleotide messenger RNA. RefSeq lists its product as hypothetical. The transcript has a single exon. The annotation marks the transcript as partial. Lineage: Eukaryota; Ichthyosporea; Ichthyophonida. The record is from RefSeq and is a predicted model, not a curated record.
AUGUAUGGCGGGGCCUUGGUGUUCUACGAGCCGCUUGAGAAGGCCCUCAGAGUGCAGCUGGAAGGGAUGUACGAGGCUCACAACAAAGAGGUCAACGGUGGGGAGACCGUCACUGAGCUACCCGUUGAUCUAUACUUGCCCAAAUGCCUGACGCUCAUGACUCAUCUGCCGCUUAUUCUGACCCUGAAG